CUUCAGUAUUUAUUUAUUUACAAAAAUCGUUACCUUCCUGCGAAAUUGAAAUCCGAUUCCAUAUUAAUAUGGGAAAGAUCGUAGAAGGCUGAAUAAAGUAGUCGCUUGUGGACGAUCGAUAAAGUAUAUUGCUCUUUCUGGAGCUCUAUCAGUAUUAUUUUCUCGUACGUACCCACAGUUGAAGGCUUUCUCUUCUCCAAGAGCAGAAGGGGAAGCUUAGCUAAACUCUUGCCUCUAUUCACAUGACGCGGCCUAUCGAACCUGUUCUUCUCAGAAAGUGAAAAUCUUUUGCAAUCUUAAUCUGAGAGACGAUUGGUGGGGUUGAUGUGGUAUAGAGAUUCUUCUACAUGCACUAGGGCAUGAUUACCUCUAAGCACCUCUGUUUUGAGUCUAUUUCCAUAGCUCCAACAUUGCUGAUCGUAAUUUUGAUGUAGGAGAGCUGAGAGAUGGACGGGACUCUCUUGGACUUAACUAUUCAUCCCUCUGGGUCAACACAAUCGGAGGAGUCAUCCUUGGACCUAGAAAGGAACUACUGUGGUCAUCCUAAUCCUUCAUCAAGUCCAUUGCCCUGGCAACCUUUUGCAUCAGGUGCUCAACAUUCUGAGAGCAAUGCUGCCUAUUUUUCUUGGCCCACGUUGAGUAGGUUAAAUGACACAGCAGAAGACAGGGCCAAUUAUUUUGGAAACCUUCAAAAGGGAGUACUACCUGAAACCUUGGGUCGCUUGCCAACAGGACAGCAAGCUACUACCUUGCUUGAACUGAUGACUAUCAGGGCUUUCCAUAGCAAGAUCCUGCGUCGAUUUAGUCUUGGGACUGCAAUUGGAUUUCGGAUGAGAGGGGGUGUCUUGACUAAUAUUCCAGCUAUCCUUGUUUUCGUUGCCCGUAAAGUUCACAGGCAAUGGCUCAACUAUGUCCAAUGCUUACCUGCUGCACUUGAGGGCCCUGGAGGUGUUUGGUGUGAUGUAGAUGUUGUUGAGUUCUCCUAUUAUGGCGCUCCUGCAGCAACUCCCAAAGAACAAUUAUACACAGAGCUUGUUGAUGGCUUAAGGGGAAGUGAUCCAAUCAUUGGCUCUGGUUCUCAGGUUGCAAGCCAAGAGACAUAUGGAACCUUGGGAGCUAUUGUGAAAAGCCGAACAGGAAAUCAACAGGUUGGCUUCCUUACAAAUCGCCAUGUAGCUGUUGAUUUGGACUACCCAAACCAGAAAAUGUUUCAUCCAUUGCCACCCAGCCUUGGACCAGGUGUUUAUCUUGGUGCAGUUGAGAGGGCAACAUCAUUUAUCACUGAUGAUCUUUGGUAUGGCAUUUUUGCUGGAACAAACCCAGAGACAUUUGUGCGAGCUGACGGGGCCUUCAUCCCAUUUGCUGAGGAUUUCAAUGUGAAUAAUGUAACGACAUCUGUAAAAGGUGUGGGUGAGAUUGGUGAUGUCAAUAUCAUAGACUUGCAGUCACCAAUAAACAGUCUCAUUGGGAGGCAGGUGAUUAAAGUCGGAAGAAGUUCUGGUUUGACUACAGGGACUAUAAUGGCCUAUGCCUUAGAGUACAAUGAUGAGAAAGGGAUUUGUUUUCUCACUGAUUUUCUUGUUGUCGGUGAGAACCAGCAGACAUUUGACCUUGAAGGUGACAGUGGAAGCCUCAUUCUCUUGACUGGUCAGAAUGGGGAGAAGCCACGGCCUGUGGGCAUUAUCUGGGGUGGGACAGCUAAUAGGGGACGCUUGAAAUUAAAAGUUGGCCAACCACCAGAGAAUUGGACUAGUGGAGUUGAUCUAGGCCGACUCCUUGAUCUCCUGGAACUUGAUCUCAUAACAACAAAUAAAGCACUCCAAGCCGCAAUACUGGAGCAAAAGAGUGGUUCCACGGUAGGAAAUGAUUCUACAUUUGGAGAGUCCUCUUCCACUGUUCCUUCAAGCUUUGAGCCUUUUCGCUUGAACAUCCAGAAAGUUCCUGUUGAAGAUGAACCUUCCCGAGGACCCAACCCACCAUUAAGAUCGAAUGAAUUUCAUGUCAGAAAUGUAGAACACCAGUUCAUUCCUAGUUAUGGAGGCAAGUCUCCAGUACAUAAAAGCUACCAAGAAAGAGACCACCUAGACUUGCAAAAUCUUUCGGCAUUACGGAGUGGCCCUGAUGAAGAUGGUUCUGUUUCCUUGCGUUUGGGAGAGCCUGGAGCAAAGAGAAGAAAGCAAUCAAACUCUUCUUUUACCAUUGAAGAAUUAUAAUCAAGUAAUAAGAAAUACCACGGUAUAUUGACCCAUUGAAGCAACCGUAUGGCUUUUAGAAAUCGCCUUCGGAUAGGAUGGAGGUGGUUUUGAAAAGGAAGGUUAAAUUAUCAGUUGAUGUCCUUCUGGAUGAUUCUUUUUCUUUUUUCAUCUUGCCCGGUGAUGAUAAUAGGUAACAUGAUAAUUACUAUAUAAUAUUUUAUAGUGGAGAUUUAGCUAGCACUGUGUAAUCCGCGAUGUCUAUCUACACUACUACUUUUGAUGUGUAGGAUUUGUAUCAUAAGGACAUCUGGAAGGGGAAGAACUAUAAUCCCUAUUGUAAUUGUAAGUUAAAAUGAAGGACUGAAAUAUAUAUCCUUGCCAAGCAGCAGCAUUUUCUUCA
This is a messenger RNA of Prosopis cineraria, 2595 nucleotides long. RefSeq names its product protein NARROW LEAF 1. Lineage: Eukaryota; Viridiplantae; Streptophyta; Magnoliopsida; Fabales; Fabaceae. The record is from RefSeq and is a predicted model, not a curated record. Bases 447 to 2213 code for a protein of 588 amino acids. The transcript has 6 exons.